UGAAAUAAGAAUAAUCAUCGUCCUGUAACAAGUCGAGAAAACCUGUUAUUACGACAAUCUUGUGCAAAGCUGUGAAAGAGUCCAAGGCAAGUUUUUCACUCACAAUGCAAAGCUGUGGAAGAGUCCAAGGCAAGUUACAUACACAAUGUCAUCCUCUUCAACUUGCCCGAGAAAUGCCCUUUUCAUCCCCUAGGAAAAACAAGAACAUGACAGAAAACCCCACAAUUAAAUAGAUCCGAAGCAUUGAUUGGGUCAAUGUAGAGUGAUGGGGCCAUGAGGAAAGAGAUGAGGGCAUCCAUGCAUAUGGGUAUCACUGCCAUCAUCAUGUGAGGAUUCCCUCAAAGCCAGAUGCCGCCCGCCCCCCUACACACCACCUCAAAAGGCCCCCCUACUCCUCUUCUUUCUUCUCUGGAUAGAACAGUCUUUCUAGUUUUCAGAGCUUUCAGAGUUCAAAUCCUGGAGAUUUUUUUUCUGGCUGAAGUUUGGCACUGAAAAAAAUCUCAAACAAGUCUCCCUUAAUUGGGUAAAAGAGGGCUCUGAAUGAUGGAACUGGUGGUCUGCUGGUUGGUGUUUAGGAUGAGAGCUCUGUGGAGCACCAGUUUUUUCCGUCACAAAAUGUUUUUAUAAUAGUUCUUCACCUUGUUAUCUUUGCUGGUGUUGGGUUUGGGCAAAAUUUAUGUUACUGUGUGAAAUAGUAUUUGGGUAAGGAGAUGAUCAUGUCUGGGGGGAGAAUGUAUGGUGGAUCCAAUGUGAUUGUCAUGGGGAAUGACCAGAGGAUCCCUUGCUCUUCGGAUGCUUUGGAAGCUCUGCUUGCUUCUCCUGUUUUCAAUGAGGCCAUAUCUAUGGUUUUAUGGUCUUUCUGAAGAUGAGUGGUUCAAGGUCUGUGGCUAAUUUGGGUGAAGUCAUAGGUAAUGUGUCAAAGAGGCCAUUUUACACUACCCUGGAGCAAGAGGAAACUGGAGAUGAGGAGUUAGAGGAUUGCUUCCAUCCACCAGAAAAGAAGAGAAGGUUGACUGCUGAGCAAGUUCAGUUUCUGGAACGAAGCUUUGAGGUUGAAAACAAAUUGGAACCUGAGCGCAAGAUACAGCUAGCCAGGGAUUUGGGUCUGCAGCCUAGGCAGGUUGCAGUUUGGUUUCAAAAUCGCCGGGCAAGGUGGAAAACGAAACAGUUGGAAAGGGAUUAUGAUAUUCUUAAGUCACACUAUGAAACUCUGAGAGUGGAUUAUGAUAACCUUCUCAAAGAAAAAGAGAAGUUAAGAGCUGAGGUUAUUUUGUUGACUGACAAGAUGCAUUCUAAAGACCAAGACUUGAAAAUUCAGACAAAGGAUUUGGAAUCUGCCGAGAAGAAAGGCUCUUCUCAACUUGCCUUCCAUUCUGAAUUUUUUGAGAAAUCUGAGAUAGGUGCUUCUGUUAAGGAUCCCACUCCUGUUUGCAAACACGAAGAUAUUUUGAGCUCUGGGACAGAUAGCAGUGGGGUCCUAGAUGAAGACAGUCCUCAGCACAUUGAUUGUGGGCAUUCUUCCUUUGAAGACCAUGUGAAUUCUUCCCAUAUUUUUGAAGCAGAUCAAUCAGACCUCUCACCGGCAGAGGAAGACGAUGAUGAUGAAGGUGUGAGUAAGAAACUGCUUCCUCAGACAUUUCAUCUCCCCAAAGCAGGAGGAAACCUAUACUCAGAUGCAUCAGCAGUUUCCUGCAAUGAUAUGUUUCCAAGUGAAUUUCAAGUGAACAUUCCCUUGUGGGAGUGGGCUUAAUUGCUUUAAUGUUUAUGCUCAUUUUGUGUGAUCUCCAGUAUUCAGAAUAAGAGAAAAAUGAUGUAAAACCACUCUUGAACAAUAUAGGAGAUUGGUCUAUGCAAGGUUUAGUACACCUUGCAGUUGUAAGUUACUAGAAGAUUUUGUCAUUUUAAAGAGUGGCCUCAAAACUUUCUAUGCAACAUAAUGUAUAGCUAUUCGUGUUGGUUUUCAAAUGUCGUCUAUCCUUAAAGCAAGAGCAUUUAAAACCUCACAAAGUAAGAGGAGUAUGAGUGAAUGCAAUCCUGUUUUGUCUGUUAA
Messenger RNA from Cryptomeria japonica (Japanese cedar), 2050 nucleotides. RefSeq names its product homeobox-leucine zipper protein HAT5. The transcript has 4 exons. Gene Ontology annotation, cellular component: nucleus. Gene Ontology annotation, molecular function: sequence-specific DNA binding; DNA-binding transcription factor activity, RNA polymerase II-specific. Gene Ontology annotation, biological process: positive regulation of DNA-templated transcription. The coding region runs from base 851 to 1750 and encodes 299 amino acids. The record is from RefSeq and is a predicted model, not a curated record. Lineage: Eukaryota; Viridiplantae; Streptophyta; Pinopsida; Cupressales; Cupressaceae.